This is a messenger RNA of Penicillium macrosclerotiorum, 981 nucleotides long. RefSeq names its product Aldo/keto reductase. Bases 1 to 981 code for a protein of 326 amino acids. The record is from RefSeq and is a predicted model, not a curated record. NCBI's taxonomy places the organism in Eukaryota, Fungi, Ascomycota, Eurotiomycetes, Eurotiales, Aspergillaceae. Gene Ontology annotation, cellular component: cytoplasm. The transcript is spliced from 2 exons.
AUGUCUGUCCCAUUAAGAGCACUUGGCCGUAAUGGUCCGCAAGUACCUGCCAUUGGUCUGGGUCUGAUGAGCCUGGGGGGUAUUUAUGGACCUGCAGGCUCCCUCGACGAGAAAGUCGCGUUCCUGGAGCAUGCGCAUGCCACUGGACAACGAUUCUGGGAUACAGCUGAUUUGUAUGUGGAUAGUGAAGAGAUUGUCGGAGAAUGGUUCAAGCGCUCUGGAAAACGCGAUGACAUUUUCCUCGCUUCCAAGUUUGCCAUUCAGAUGGAUCCCAAGUUGGAAAUCACGAUUCGCUCCGAUCCAGAAUAUGUCAAGUCUGCUUGUGAGAAAAGUCUGAAGAGACUUGGGGUUGAUACCAUUGAUCUCUACUACUGCCAUCGUGUAGAUGGAGUGACCCCCAUUGAGAAAACCGUUGAGGCUAUGGUCGAGCUGAAAAAACAGGGAAAGAUCCGGUACCUUGGUCUUUCAGAAGUAUCUGCUGCAACUCUCCGUCGGGCACAUGCUAUUCACCCUAUUACUGCCUAUCAAGUUGAAUAUAGCGCUUUUGCCCUGGAUAUCGAGUGGCCUACUGUGGAGCUUUUGAAGACUUGUCGAGAGCUUGGGGUAGCAGUUGUUGCGUAUAGCCCUAUUGGUCGCGGUAUCUUGACCGGGGAGAUUCAGUCGCCGAAGGAUAUCCCUGAUGAUGAUUUCCGGCAUAUGUUACCAAAGUACUCGGAACAGAAUUUCCCCAGAAUCUUGGAGCUUGUGCAAGGGCUCAAGGACGUGGCUCAGGCUCAUGGCAAGACUCCGGCCCAGGUUGCAAUUGCCUGGCUUCUAGCCCAGGGGUCUGAUAUCUUCCCUAUUCCGGGUACGAAGUCGACUAAAAGAGCGGAUGAGAAUUUUGCUUCUGCAUUACUGCACCUUACCGACGAGGAAGUGCAAGCUAUUCGGCAGCUUGUAGAACGGACUGAGAUUUCGGGCGCUCGGUACCCUGCCAUGUAA